AUAAAAUGUUCAAGGUGCAUUUUAUUAUGAGGUUUGUCUGCAAACGUGAUAAUUGAUUGAUAAUUCAUUCGUGGUGUGUUUUUUAUUCCGAUCAGUCAUGGCGAAUGUAUUGUUAGUGUUUUGUGUUUUAUUUUCAAUUUUUUGUUGUCUUUUAGCAGAAAAAUGUGCUGUCAACGAACAAUGGACCUCCUGCCCCACACAUUGUGGCGAAUUUUGCCCAACAAACGAAGCGAGUAUUAAAGAAGAGGGCCUAUGUGCGACCACUGAGGAGUGCUCAAAAGUUGCUUGUCAAUGUUUGUUUAACUACCGCCGUUUGAGCAAUGGGACUUGUGUGCCAACUACACAAUGUCCUCCCGUGAACUGCACCAGUCCCAACGAAUAUUUCGACCCAUGUCCGCCAUUUUGUCCCACGGAUGACUGCUCGAACGCAACUCAAAAUGGCCGCUGCGGCAUACCCUUCAUCCAGCUCGAAAUAGUUCUACCUUGCACGCCUAGAUGUCGCUGUGUCAAAGACUUUUGGAGGAAGGACGGAGUCUGUGUACCCUAUGAUCAAUGUUUCAAAACCCAAGAAUAUAAUGAAGCGACGACAAGCAAAAAGUGUUGCAAUGGCCCUAACGAGUCAUACACGGCAGAGAAAAAGAGCUGCCCUCCCGAUAUUUGCGUCUCGCUCGUGAGCCGGUACGACUGCACCAAGUUCCCCCCUCCAGCGCCGGGAUGCGCCUGCGACUCCGGGUACCUCCGGCCUGAAGAAGGAGAAGACUGUGUCCCGAUUUGUCAAUGUCCUCAGAUGAAGCAUAGUGUGCAAUGCCAAUCAGACGAUCAUGAAGUAGAAAAUAACCAGUUGAGAUUCGACGCGGUCAUGUGGGGAUUUCUGAUAUUUUGCUGUGCGUUUUCCCUGUGCGCGGCGAACGAGGCUGGAUCACUUAGAUGUAAUCGCCCGAAUGAAAGAGUAGCAUGUGUUCAUCCAUGUCCUCCAGAAAAAUCUUGCCGUAAUAGAGAUAUAAGAUUCAGCUGCAUAAUAGAAGGAAAAUGUAAAGAUAAAUGCGUGUGCAAAGAGGGCUAUUUCAGGAACGUACUGGGUGACUGUAUUAAGGGAGAAGAAUGUGAUAUGUGUCCCGGAAGAAACGAGUACUUUUCAUGUGGACCCGAAUGCGACAACGUGUGUUCGGAACUACACAUGCAGAAUCGAACCAACUGCCCUAUUGUAAAUAUUGUGUGUAACCGAAAGUGUUAUUGUGACGACGGUUUCGCGAGAGAUGCGGACAAGAAUUGUGUGCCAGUUGAAGAUUGUCCAAAAGAAAGCAGCAGAAUUAAACGAGAAAUCCCAACUGAACCAAAAUGUGGCCAGAACGAAGAAUACCAGAGCUGCAAGAAGACUUGUCCGCCAGAGACCUGCAUAUCCUUAGUGGCCAGGUUCAAGUGUAACUCGAAGGAGCCUUGCAGACCCAGGUGUGCUUGCAAACCAGGCUUCCUCAGGAAGAAGACUGGAGAACCAUGCGUGCCUAUGCGACAAUGCCCGGAGCUAGCAAAUUCUCCAGAUUUUAAUUAGUUUCAUAAAUUAG
Molecule: messenger RNA, 1562 nt
Organism: Amyelois transitella
Lineage: Eukaryota; Metazoa; Arthropoda; Insecta; Lepidoptera; Pyralidae
Product: zonadhesin
Exons: 10
Coding region: 98-1549 (483 amino acids)
Source: RefSeq, a predicted model, not a curated record